Physella acuta is the source of this 2463-nucleotide messenger RNA. Its product is annotated as glucose dehydrogenase [FAD, quinone]. The record is from RefSeq and is a predicted model, not a curated record. NCBI's taxonomy places the organism in Eukaryota, Metazoa, Mollusca, Gastropoda, Physidae. Gene Ontology annotation, molecular function: flavin adenine dinucleotide binding; oxidoreductase activity, acting on CH-OH group of donors.
ACGUACUGAUGUGCAGCGACUUUGACCGUAAUACGGUGCCAGAGUUAGGUCAAAGAUAACUAAACUACAGGCCUCAAAUCUCACGAAGUUUUCCGUGGCUUUGUUAGCCAAGCACCAUGGCCAAUAACUUAGCGUUACUAGCUGUAGGCUUGAUAGCUGUAGCAAUAAAAGUUUUAUAUUUAGAUCGAGCCAGUCUGCCAUUGGUUACAAGAUUUAACGAUACUUAUGAUUAUAUUGUUGUCGGAGCCGGUUCUGCCGGCUGUGUGGUUGCCAACCGGUUGUCCGAAGACCCCGAGGUGAGGGUGCUGCUGCUGGAGGCGGGGGAGGACGACUGGGGGGUCCCACAGAUCACCAUCCCGGGGCUGGCCGUCACAACGUGGAGGACCAAGUACGACUGGGCCUACAGCACAGAGGCCGACAGCCAAACCAUGGCCGGAUUUUUAAACGGGGCCUCGUUCUGGCCCCGGGGUAAGGUGCUGGGUGGUAGCAGCAGCAUCAACGGCAUGCAGUACGUCAGGGCCUCCAGACACGACUACGACAGGUGGGCGGAGUACACGGGGGUGCCGGACUGGGACUACAAGCACCUCCUGCCCUACUUUAAAAAAAUGGAGAACAUGGAGAUCCCAGAACUGAAAAACUCAGAAUAUCACGGACAAGGCGGGCCAAUCCCAAUCAACCGUAUUAGGUCCCAGCCUGUUACGAAGAAAAUAAUCGAAGCAGCUGAACAAGUUGGAUAUCCCCAUAAUAUAGAUUACAAUGGGAAAACAAUGGAAGGCAUCUCCCACUCCCAGGUGAACGGGAAGAACCAAGAGAGAUGGAGCUCCAGUCGAGCUUUCGUUCACCCAGCCAUCGACCGCCCAAACUUGCAUGUGGCUGUACAUUCUCAUGUCCAGAAGGUUGUGAUAAAAGACAAGAAAGUACAAGGGGUGGAAGUGAUACGAGAGGGCAGCAAAUACGUGAUUGGUGCUAAAAGGGAAGUAAUUCUGUCAGCUGGGGCUAUAGGAUCUCCGCAUAUUCUUCUCUUGUCAGGAAUUGGUCCAAAACAACAGCUGGAAAGUUUCAAGAUCCCAGUGGUGCAAGAUUUGCCUGUGGGUGAGAAUCUCCAAGACCAUUUGUUUUUUGAUGUAGGGGUGAAAAUCAACCAAUCACUGACUUCCCCAUCUGAUAGAUUUGACGAUUGGUGGAAUUAUCUGGAAUACAAAAUCUUUGGCACAGGUCUCUUAACUUCUGCAUAUCAAGUUGAAGUUUUGGCUUUCAAAAGUACAACCAAAGAGACAAAAGCAAAAGACUGGCCAGAUUUAGAAAUACAUUUCUUCACUUACUUACCUCACUUGAGUAUAGAUGGCUUCAGUUACACAGAAGAGGUAAAAGGAGACAUGGCAGAAAGAGACAAAAUACAGUAUGGCUUUAGAUGUCUCCCUUCACUCCUGCGACCAGAGAGUAGAGGCAGUGUUUCACUCAGAUCUUCUGAUCCAUUUGAUUAUCCAAUUAUUAAGGCUAAUUACCUCAGAAAGCAGCAGGAUAUAGAUCUCUUAAUUAGAGGAAUUGGCGAGUGUAAACAAAUUGUGGCAGCCCAGCCACUGAAAGACAUUGGGGCAGAACUGACAGAGAAGACAGAGGCUAAGCAGUGCAUUCAACACAAAUAUGACUCCAGUCAGUACUGGACUUGUGUUCUCAAACAAAGACCUCUGACCAUCUACCAUCCUGUAGGGACUUGUAAAAUGGGACCCAGUGGGGACCCUACAGCUGUUGUAGAUCCACAGUUAAGAGUUCAAGGUGUGUCAGGACUUCGUGUUGUAGAUGGCUCCAUCAUGCCAUGGAUUGUCUCAGGAAACACACAUGCUCCCAUUGUUCUCAUAGCUGAGAAAGCAUCAGACAUGAUCAGGGGGAGACCACCACUGACACCUAUAAUUAAUUUAUGAUCAGAGGGAGAGCACCACUGACAUAUAAUUAAUGUAUAAUUUAGAAUAAGUAAUGUUACACUGUUCAUUGUAGUUGUCUAAUUUUUUUUUUAAACUGUAAUUUUAUAUCUGGUUACAUUUUAGUACUCAUCUUGAUGAUGUAAAAUUUUACUACUCAUCAUUUCAUUUUGGUUUAUCUCGGGUAACUAUUGCCAUGCCACAUAGAAAAAACAAAAUGAACCAUUUAAUAUCACCUCAUAAUUCAAUGUUAGGUCACACUGCACUCAUCAAACAGCCUUGUGACUGCAAUAUUUUUCCAACAUAUUUGAAAUGUAGAUCUAGUGUCAAUGAUCAAACAUAGGUUGUACAUCUCUAGGUCAUACUUAUGCAGAAAAUUGCAUAAUCAAAGGUUUACAGGAAGAUGUAAUCAUCUAAUCCAAACAUCUUACUGUGGAUAAGGCAGUAAUUUUGUUGCCAUCUCUUGUAAGGUUUUUUAAAAAACUUAGCUCAAGGAACAAAAGGUAUAAUAAAACAAUACAAACAAUAUAAAACAGUAAAUAAC